GCCUCGGAAAACAUGGGAGCUGCUAAGUUGUUGAAGGAGAAGAGGCCAUUGAUAUUUUGGACUUGUUGUGCAACUCAUUCCAUUAAUUUAAUGCUUGAAAGCAUUGCAGGUUUACCAAGGUUUAAAAGAGUUCUUGAACAAGCAAAGAGUUUGACUAUCUUUAUCUAUGCACACUAUAAAACAUUGGCAAUGAUGAGAUCCUUUACAAAGAAGCGUGACAUAGUUAGGCCAGGCGUGACUAAAUUUGCUUCUGCAUUUCUUACUUUACAAAAUUUAGCUGAUACGAAAGUUGAAUUAAAAACUAUGUUUAUAAGCAAUGAAUGGGAUGAAUGUAAAUUUGCCAACACAGUUAAAGGGAAACAUGCCUAUUAUACUGUUGUGAGUCAGGCAUUUUGGCAAGGGGUGGCAUUAUGCUUGAAGGUUUUUGCACCGUUGGUGAAUGUGCUUCGUAUUGUUGAUCAAGAUAAGAAACCUUCAAUGGGAUUUGUUUAUGGUGAGCUUAUACAGGCUAAAGAAGACAUUAAGAAGGCAUUGAAUGGAGUUGAAAAAAACUAUGAGCCUAUUAUUAGAAUAAUCGAAGAGAAGAUGAAAAAUAGGCUAGACACCCCUCUUCAUUUGAUGGCUUUCUUGUUGAAUCCUUAUUACCAUUAUAAGGAUCCUCUGCUUCAUUUGGAUGUUGAUGUUUCUAUUGGAAGCAUUGAGUUUAUCGAGACAUAUUACUUUGGUGAUAUAGAAAUGCAAAACAAGGUAUUAAUGGAAGAAUUGUCCAAGUAUAAGAAGAAAGAUGACAUGUUUGGAAAAUCGAUUGCGGUACAAGGUUGUGAGUUUAAUGAUGAGCAAUAUGAUCCGGCAAUGUGGUGGUCAACUUUUGGUGUGGGAACUCCAAACUUGAAAAGACUAGCAAUGAAGAUUCUAUCUCUUACUUCAAGUUCUUCGGGAUGUGAAAGAAAUUGGAGUAUAUUUGAAAAGGUACAUACAAAAAAGAAAAGAAAUAAGGUGGAAUCUAACCGCCUAAACAACCUAGUCAUUGUGCAAUUUAAUGCAAACUUGAUGAACAAAAGAAAAAAAGAGAAAAAUGUUGAAUUAUUACUUGCUAAUGAUGCAAGUUUCGCACAAGAUUGGAUUGUUGAUAAUGUGGAAGUUGAGGUUGAAGAUGGAGUGGAAUUUGAUGAGGAACUGGAUGAAGCACUAAGACUACGGAGGAGUUGUAGAUUGAGAGAGCUUGAAGAAGAUAACUUUGAAUCCGAAACUGAAGAAGAAGUUGAUGUUGUUGAGUUUGAAGAUGAUGAAAAUCAUGUGAUAGAUUAAUAUGGACAAUGAGAUGGGGAAGAAAACCUUGAAUUUGACAUUAUUAUUAUUUGUUAUUUA
Molecule: messenger RNA, 1368 nt
Organism: Ipomoea nil (Japanese morning glory)
Lineage: Eukaryota; Viridiplantae; Streptophyta; Magnoliopsida; Solanales; Convolvulaceae
Exons: 4
Coding region: 13-1308 (431 amino acids)
Molecular function (GO): protein dimerization activity
Source: RefSeq, a predicted model, not a curated record